This is a messenger RNA of Ziziphus jujuba (common jujube), 1180 nucleotides long. Its product is annotated as N-carbamoylputrescine amidase. Gene Ontology annotation, molecular function: N-carbamoylputrescine amidase activity. The coding region runs from base 77 to 979 and encodes 300 amino acids. NCBI's taxonomy places the organism in Eukaryota, Viridiplantae, Streptophyta, Magnoliopsida, Rosales, Rhamnaceae. The transcript has 9 exons. The record is from RefSeq and is a predicted model, not a curated record.
AGAUCGUCCUAAACCCACUUUCCCAGUUUCACUGCUUCACCUCCAGUCCUGGGGUUUUAGAGAGAGAGAGAGAGAAAUGGAGAAAGGGAGAAGAGAGGUGGUGGUUUCAGCUCUGCAAUUCGCUUGCACCGACGACGUCUCUACUAAUGUUGCCACUGCCGAGAGGCUGGUUAGAGCUGCUCAUGCAAAGGGUGCAAACAUCAUUCUUAUACAGGAGCUUUUCGAGGGAUAUUACUUCUGUCAGGCACAAAGGGAGGACUUCUUUCAGCGAGCUAAGCCUUAUAAAGGCCAUCCAACGAUCUUGAGGAUGCAGAAUCUUGCAAAAGCGCUAGGUGUAGUAAUUCCAGUUAGCUUCUUUGAAGAGGCAAACAAUGCCCAUUAUAAUUCAAUUGCCAUAAUUGAUGCUGAUGGGGCAGAUCUUGGACUUUAUCGAAAGUCUCAUAUCCCAGAUGGACCAGGCUAUCAGGAAAAGUUUUACUUCAAUCCAGGUGACACUGGCUUCAAGGUUUUCCAAACAAAGUUUGCAAAGAUUGGAGUUGCAAUUUGCUGGGAUCAGUGGUUUCCUGAGGCAGCUCGAGCUAUGGUUCUUCAAGGCGCAGAGAUAUUGUUUUACCCUACUGCUAUAGGUUCUGAACCUCAAGAUGAUGGACUUGACUCUUGUGAUCACUGGAGGCGGGUAAUGCAAGGGCAUGCUGGGGCUAACGUGGUUCCUCUAGUAGCUUCAAAUCGCAUAGGAAAAGAGAUAAUUGAGACGGAGCAUGGGAAUAGUGCGAUCACAUUUUAUGGAAACUCUUUUAUAGCAGGACCCACUGGAGAAAUUGUUGCAUCUGCUGAUGAUAAAGAGGAAGCUAUACUUGUUGCACAGUUUGAUCUGGAUAAAAUCAGAUUGAAGAGACAUAGUUGGGGAGUAUUCCGUGAUAGGCGUCCAGAGUUAUACAAGGUUCUGUUGACAUUAGAUGGCAGUAAUGUGCCAUUCUGAUUAUGCCUUGCCUCUUAGUGCCAUGCAUGUUUUAGAAUUGAUUAAUAGAAGUGCUCUGAAAAUUGUCGUUAUCAUGUACUAAAUUUCAGGAAGGGAAAAGAAUUAAGAGGAAACCUUAAGUGGUGUAUUUAAAAUUUCGUAACAUUGAAUAAAAGUUAAAUAAAAGAAAAAAAAUGAAAAUCUUGUGUUUCUGGCCGUGAA